Molecule: messenger RNA, 1635 nt
Organism: Rotaria sp. Silwood2
Lineage: Eukaryota; Metazoa; Rotifera; Eurotatoria; Philodinida; Philodinidae
Source: the annotation of a GenBank genome assembly
GCCUCCGUGGAAACUCAAUUAAACAUUGACCGAGAAGAGAUUCGACAUAUUGAAGAUAUAGAGAUCUAGAAGGCAUAGUAAGCAGCUGUUUAUCUUUUAUGAUUGAUUUUUUCGAGUAACCGUCGAAAAUUUUAAUGAAUACAUCUCAAUUGAUCGCUAUUCAAAGUCAACCACUAUAUAAAGAUUAUCUGCACUAAUUAGUUAAUCAAUAUCUCCCAUAUCUUAUAUCGUUUAUAUAUCUCCAAUAUCUCAAUAUCUCUUAUAUGUGCUGCAUCUUCAAUAUCUUGAAUAUAUUCUCCGUUGAUGUUUAAUUGAGUUUCCGCGCAAACUAUCCGAAGAUAUGAUAUGCGCCGCGUCUCUCAUAUAAAAAAGUGAUAAAUCUGAAAUGUUAUUAUAAAUAAUAAAAUAAUUUCGAUUAAAAGGUCAACGUAAUUUAAUCUUUGUAAAGGUCUACCAAUAGAAAAAAAUCGUUUGAAUAAUAAUAUCAAUUUUUAAAGUUAAAGGUUCAAUUGUAUCUAUGAGAAUAAUUUAAAGAAAAUAAAAUCCAUCUCUAAAUAAGUUCUUCGAAUAUAUCGUAGAUUAGAAUCAGAAUAAAAUAAAUAUCUUCAAUUAAGUAAGACUAAAGUAAUUUCCCUUUUCGUGCUUAUUUUUUCGUUGCUUAACUUUCCGUGAUCAUCCUUCCUCGUGGUCAAUUUUCUGGUUCCCGGUAAAAAUCUUGAUUUGGGUAAGCUAUGAAUGAAAUUAUUUCAUGCACAUGAACAAAGAUUUUUAAUGUGUGCUAUAUGUACUAAUAAUAAUAUUAGUAAACAAGAAUUUAAACAUUUUGGUUUACUUACGUAAUAUUCAUGCUUAUUCUUUACAAGAUGUUGUACAAUUCCAUGAAGAAAUCUAUCGGAUAGAAUUUAUAGAUGAAUUAGAAUAUUCAAACUUUUGCUUUGAUUUUUAUUUCAAUUUGGUUAAGUGAUUAAUCAGAUGAUUACCUGUAUAGAAUGCAAAUCCAUAUAUACGUAGAAAACUGUUGAAAGAAAAAGUAACUAGACGAGAGGGAGUAUUUUGGAUACUAUUUGAAUUAUUUGUUAAAUAUUUUGAAUGUGUUGAUGCAUGUAAAAUAAGACCUCAUUGGUAUUAAGUUGAAGAUUCAUUAGAUUUUAUCUUGAAAUUGGAAUGAUGCAAACUUAUUAUUUAAUUAUUCGAAAGGUAAAUGAACUUGAUAUAAGAUUUUAUAGAAAAGCAAGUCAAGAUCUUCGAAUGCAACGAAAUCGAGUUAGGCUUUGUGUUCCUAUUGGUAAUAUUGAAGAACAUUAGAAUAGAAAUUAUAGAAUUUAUUCAAUACCAGUCAUAAGUCAACGUGGUCAACAUAAAUUAGUUUAACCUAAUAAUUGUCUUUUACCUUGAAUGUAUAUUAUAUUAUCUUUUAUUUUUAAUUUAGUUGAUAAACAUAUGAACGGUAUUGAAUUUCAUAUAAUUAGUUUUAUUCUCUCUUAUUUAAUUAAAAUAAAUUUGAAUUUAAACCUUCAACAUAAUAAAAUACCAUUAAGAAUUGAACAAGAACUUUUUAUAAAACUUUGUUUAUUUUACGGUGAACUAACUUAUUUAUCUAAUCAAAAUAACAAUCAAUUAAAUGAUAAUAUUUAA